This is a messenger RNA of Chelonia mydas (Green sea turtle), 870 nucleotides long. RefSeq names its product vitelline membrane outer layer protein 1. The record is from RefSeq and is a predicted model, not a curated record. The coding region runs from base 1 to 870 and encodes 289 amino acids. The transcript has 7 exons. NCBI's taxonomy places the organism in Eukaryota, Metazoa, Chordata, Testudines, Cheloniidae.
AUGCGCCCUGGGGAAGCCGGGGGCAGGAUUAACCUAAUGAUAGCCUUGAACCUGAGCGAACGGAAGGAGCUGCACAUCUGCUGUGGGCUUCCUUCACUCACCUGCCCAGCCAUGGAUACCUCCCUGCAUGCCACGCUCGGCCUUGUGCUCGUCUGCUGCCUCUGGGGCGCAUGGGCCCAGACCAAGAUCGAAGUUACCAAUGGAGGAAUAUGGGGCUCGUGGGGCGAGGAAGAGUCCUGCCCCGACAAGAGCUUCGCCAUUGGAUUCUCCCUGAAGGUGGAGCUGCCCCAGCUCUCUGGGGACGACAUGGCGCUAAACGGGAUCCGGCUGCUCUGCUCUGAUGGCAGAACCAUCCAGUCCGACACCAGGAUUGAAGUUACCAAUGGAGGAAUAUGGGGCAAGUGGGGCGAGGAAGAGUCCUGCCCCGACAAGAGCUUCGCCAUUGGAUUCUCCCUGAAGGUGGAGCUGCCCCAGCUCUCUGGGGACGACAUGGCUCUAAACGGGAUCCGGCUGCUCUGCUCCGAUGGCAGAACCAUCCAGUCCAAUGUGGGGCCGUGGGGCUCCUGGGGCCCAGUGAUGAAAUGCCCCUCGGGGCAGCGUCUGACCCAGUUCCGGCUGCGGGUGGAGCCGAGCCAGGGCUUCAAGGACGACACGGCUGCCGACAACAUCAAGUUCGUCUGCACGGGUGGGGCGGAGCUGCGGGGGCACGGGCGGUGCUGGGGCAAGUGGGGCCCCCAGAGCUGCUCCUGCGGCCAGCGGGGCAUCUGCCCCAUCGCCACCAAGGUGGAGGCCGCCCAGGGCAAGGGGGGUGACAUGGCCCUGAACGACGUCUACUUCAGAUGCUGCAUAAACGACUUACUGGGGACCUGA